Molecule: messenger RNA, 2704 nt
Organism: Arvicanthis niloticus (Nile rat)
Lineage: Eukaryota; Metazoa; Chordata; Mammalia; Rodentia; Muridae
Gene: Ano10
Product: anoctamin 10
Biological process (GO): chloride transmembrane transport
Cellular component (GO): plasma membrane
Molecular function (GO): chloride channel activity
Source: RefSeq, a predicted model, not a curated record
GGCACCACCCCUUUCACUGUGAUCCCGCCCCCCAGGCCGAGUGAUAGCCGGAAGGCCCCGCCCUGCCCGGUCGUUGACACCUCCUGUCGGCCUAAGGCGCCACGCCCCGGUCGCGCAUCCAGUCCGCUCUGCCUUAGCGCCACGGGCCUGGUUCUCCCGGCUCAGGCCGCCCCCUAGGACGCCGCGUGGGCGGCCGUAAGUUUGCCAAAGAUGAGAGUGACUUUAUCAACCCUGGAUACUUGUGAGAGCUCCUUCACACCUCUGGUGGUCAUAGAACUCGCCCAGGACGUUAAAGAAGAAACCAAAGAAUGGCUCAAAAACAGAAUCAUCGCCAAAAAGAAAGAUGGAGGUGCCCAGCUGUUGUUUAGACCGCUGCUAAAUAAAUAUGAGAAAGAAACUCUAGAAAACCAGAAUUUAUACCUUGUUGGUGCCUCAAAUGUCCGACUGUUACUGGGGGCAGAAGCAAUAGGCCUGGUGAAGGAAUGCACGGAUGCCGCCAUGCGGGCCUUCACCUACAGAACCCGCCACAACUUUAAAGGUUUCCAUGAUAACAAUGACAACUUCCUCACCAUGGCUGAGUGUCAGUUCAUUAUUAAACAUGAACUUGAAAAUCUUCGAGCUAGAGACGAGAAGAUGAUCCCCGGCUACCCGCAGGCCAGACUGUAUCCCGGGAAGUCACUGAUGAGGAGAUUGCUCACGUCUGGCAUCGUGACCCAGGUGUUUCCGCUGCAUGACACUGAGGCCCUGAAGAAGCUUGAGGACACCUGGUACACUCGGUUUGCUCUGAAGUAUCAGCCCAUAGACAGCAUUCGUGGCUACUUUGGGGAGACAAUUGCCCUGUACUUUGGGUUCCUGGAGUACUUCACCUUUGCCUUAAUCCCCAUGGCCAUCAUCGGACUGCCCUACUACCUGUUUGUGUGGGAAGACUACGACAAGUAUGUCAUCUUUGCUUCGUUCAACCUCAUCUGGUCCACAGUGAUCCUGGAGGUAUGGAAGCGUGGCUGUGCCAACAUGACCUAUCGCUGGGGGACACUGGUCAUGAAGAGGCAGUUUGAGGAGCCCCGGCCAGGGUUCCAUGGAGUCCUUGGCAUCAAUUCGGUCACGGGCAGGGAGGAGCCCCUCUACUCCAGCUACAAGAGACAGCUGCGCAUCUACCUGGUCUCUCUGCCCUUUGUGUGCCUCUGUCUGUAUUUCUCCCUCUAUGUCAUGAUGAUCUACUUUGACAUGGAGGACUGGGCCUUGAGGCUCCAUGAGGACAGUGGGUCUGAGUGGACCAGCCUCCUGCUCUAUGUGCCCAGCAUCAUUUAUGCCAUCGUGAUUGAGAUCAUGAACCGUCUCUAUCGAUAUGCUGCUGAGUUCCUAACAUCCUGGGAGAAUCACAGACUGGAAUCUGCCUACCAGAAUCAUCUUGUUCUGAAAGUGUUGGUGUUCAACUUUCUGAAUUGUUUCGCCUCGCUCUUCUACAUUGCCUUUGUCCUGAAGGACAUGAAGCUUUUACGCCAGAGCUUGGCCACACUCCUGAUCACCUCGCAAAUUCUGAACCAAGUCGUAGAAUCUCUUCUUCCUUACUGGCUCCAGCGGAAGUACUGUGCACGGGUGAAGAGGAAGGUGCAGGCAUUAAAGUCGGAUGUCGACACAACCUUGUAUGAGCAAGUCCUCCUGGAGAAGGAGAUGGGGACUUACCUGGGAACCUUUGAUGAUUACUUGGAGUUGUUCCUGCAAUUCGGCUAUGUGAGCCUUUUCUCUUGUGUUUACCCAUUAGCAGCUGCCUUUGCUGUGUUAAAUAACUUCACUGAAGUCAACUCAGAUGCCUUGAAAAUGUGCAGGGUCUUCAAACGACCAUUUUCAGAACCUUCCUCCAGUAUUGGCGUAUGGCAGUUGGCUUUUGAAACGAUGAGUGUUAUAUCUGUGGUCACUAACUGUGCUCUGAUCGGAAUGUCACCACAAGUGAAUGCAAUCUUUCCAGAUUCCAAAACAGACCUUGUUCUGAUUGUGGUGGCCGUGGAGCAUGCACUCUUGGCUUUGAAGUUCAUACUUGCGUUUGCCAUCCCUGAUAAACCACGGCAUAUCCAGCAGAAACUGGCCAGGUUGGAAUUUGAAUCUUUGGAGGCACUCAAGCAACAGCAAAUGAAGCUGGUGGCAGAAAGCCUGAAGGAGGAGUCACAGGAAGAUGGGCAGGAUUCUACCUGAGCCGCAGCACGCUGGCCGUCCUGUCCCCAGCCUGUGCUGAGGAACACCUGCAUCAUGCCUGCACAGGGAAGGACACCAGCCUGAACUUAGCCCGGAUGCUGGGCUGUGUGAAGUGGCUGCGAUGCAGCAGGCACACCAAGGUCUAGCUCUGUGGGAGAAGCGGCUGCAACUCUAUCCCUGGUGCCCUCUCACCUGGACCCUCCCAGGGCUGCACACACCCUCCAGCUGCCUCACUUUGCUCAGGAGCCUCGGCUGCCCUUGGCCUUUAUCCCUAAGGAGUCACCAGCUUUCCACCUGGCAUUCACAGUAGGUGCCAGUCACUUCCAACCCCAGGGGUCCCAUGAUGGGUGGUGGCUUAGCAUCUGUGCCCAUUAUACCCAUGACGGGAGUCAUGCUGAGGUGGCGGUGGUGAUCCGGAGUGGGGGCACCCCUGAACCUCCUUCUGGCUUCUGUAUGGUGGUGUGUUGACAGACACUCUGUAACUGAGCUAUUAAAGGCAGCCCUCUGCUCUGAA